Molecule: messenger RNA, 5765 nt
Organism: Nicotiana tabacum (common tobacco)
Lineage: Eukaryota; Viridiplantae; Streptophyta; Magnoliopsida; Solanales; Solanaceae
Product: pentatricopeptide repeat-containing protein At3g18110, chloroplastic
Biological process (GO): carbohydrate metabolic process
Molecular function (GO): protein binding; hydrolase activity, hydrolyzing O-glycosyl compounds
Source: RefSeq, a predicted model, not a curated record
CCCCCUAAUCUAAGUACAUCCGCCUCUGGCGCUAUGGCAUUACCUGCUCUUGGAUGAGGGCUAUGGAUGGGACAACAUAAGCACAAGGGCAGUUAUCACUUGGCACUUCAACGGUUAAGACUACAAGCCGCCGAUUGCACUGGACAAAUUUGGCCCUUUUCCAGAAAAUCAUAAACCCAUCCGUAUCGAGUGAGAGAUAUAUAUUGGAAACAACCCGCCAAAAACAACAAAUAUCUUCUCAAUUCAUAACAACAAACACUUAAAAGUAGAUAGAAGCUCUCCACUAGCUUUCAUUCUGUAUUCAAUCAAAUCCCUACCAUGGCGUGAACACUCUUUGAACCCUUCAGAACCCCAAGAUAAUAUUAAGGGAAUGGCAUCAACGGCACUGCUGAGUAUUCCUCCGCCACAGUUAAACUCCACAACAAAAUCAAAGGUACAACGAAAAAACUGUAUUUGUUGCUCUCUAGAUUCCUCGACUUCUGCUACUACUACUACUUCUGUUAAUGACCAAGAUACCCCCAAGAAAUUCACCUAUAGUAGAGCUUCUCCAUCUGCUAGAUGGCCCCACCUUAAAUUCACUGACACCCACCAAAAUUCACAGCCCUCCCAAUUAUCUGUACCCGUUCCCUCCAUUAAAGAUGUUGAAUUUGGUACUGAAAGUGAUGUAAAAGAGGAGUCUUUGAACUCAAAUGAUGAAAACCAAGAGGUAUUGGGUAGGCCCAGUAGGACUAAGGCUAAGAAAAUGACUAAACUUGCACUUAAAAGGGCUAAAGAUUGGCGUAAAAGGGUACAAUUUUUAACUGAUAAGAUAUUGGAGCUAAAACCUGAGGAGUUUGUAGCUGAUGUGCUUGAUGAAAAGAUGGUGCAAAUGACCCCUACUGAUUUUUGCUUUGUGGUCAAAUGGGUUGGUCAAUCUAGUUGGCAAAGGGCAUUAGAGGUGUACGAAUGGCUCAAUCUUCGACAUUGGUAUUCUCCGAAUGCUCGAAUGCUUGCAACUAUACUUGCUGUGUUGGGCAAGGCCAACCAGGAAUCAUUGGCCGUGGAGAUAUUUAUGAGGGCAGAACAAAAUGUUGGGAACACAGUUCAAGUGUAUAAUGCAAUGAUGGGUGUUUAUGCGCGAAAUGGGCGGUUUUCCCGGGUUCAGGAGUUACUUGAUUUAAUGCAUGAGCGGGGGUUUGAGCCUGAUCUUGUGAGUUUUAAUACUUUGAUUAAUGCACGUCUGAAAUCAGGCCCUAUGACACCAAACUUGGCAAUUGAACUUCUUAAUGAAGUAAGGAGUUCGGGGAUUCAACCUGACAUAAUAACUUAUAACACUCUGAUUAGUGCUUGCUCGCGCGAAUUAAAUGUUGAGGAAGCUGUAAAAGUUUUUAAUGAGAUGGAAAGUCAUAGAUGUCAACCUGAUUUGUGGACGUAUAAUGCUAUGAUUUCAGUUUUUGGGAGAUGUGGAAUGGAUGGUGAGGCUGCAAAGCUGUUCAAUGAACUGGAGGCGAAUGGCUUUUAUCCAGAUGCAGUGACGUAUAAUUCACUGCUCCAUGCAUUUGCAAAGCAAGGGAAUAUUGAGAAGGUUAAAGAAAUAUGUGAAGAGAUGGUGAACAUGGGAUUCGGAGAGGAUGAAAUGACGUAUAAUACCAUCAUUGACAUGCACGGGAAACAUGGUCGGCAUGACCUUGCAUUGCAAGUCUAUAGGGACAUGAUAUCUUCCGGUCGAAGUCCUGAUGUAGUUACAUAUACUGUUCUUAUUGACUCACUAGGGAAAGCCGGUAAAAUGGCAGAGGCUUCAAAAGUGAUGUCUGAGAUGCUAAAUGCAGGGGUAAAGCCAACAGUGAGAACUUACAGUGCCUUGAUUUGUGGUUAUGCAAAAGUAGGGAAGCGGGUUGAAGCAGAAGAGAUGUUCGACUGCAUGGUACGUUCUGGAAUUAGGCCAGAUCACUUGGCAUACACAGUGGUGUUGGACAUGAAUCUGAGGUCUGGUGAGACCAAGAAAGCAAUGCUGUUGUAUCAUGAAAUGGUGCGCAAUGGAUUUGCUCCUGAUCUUGAUCUAUAUGAAUUUAUGCUCCGAGCUCUUGGAAGAGGAAAUGAAGAAGAAAAUAUCCAGAUUGUGAUCAAGGACUUGAAAGAAUUGGGUAAUUUGAGUCCAGAAUCGAUUUCAUCUCUACUUAUUAAGAGUGAAUGCUACGAUUUUGCUGCCAAUAUGUUGAGAUUAGCUGUUGAAGAGGGUUCUAACUAUAAUUAUGAUGACCUGUUGUCUAUUUUGGGUUCAUACAGUUCAUCGGGGAAGAUCUCAGAAGCUAUAGAGUUCCUAAAUUUUGUGAAGGAACAUGAUUCCAGGUCCAAGAAGCUUAUAACUGAUGCCUCAAUUAUUAUUAACUGCAAAGCUCAAAAUUUAGAUGCUGCUUUGAAUGAGUACCACGAAACAGGUAAAAGUGAUUCAUAUAAUUUCAGUUUUGCCGUGUAUGAGUCCCUCAUCAGGUGUUGUGAGGAGGCUGAACAGUUUGCUGAAGCUUCUCAAAUAUUUUCUGAUAUGAGGGCCAGGGGUGUGGAACCUUCUCGGGAUAUUUGCGGAAUAAUGGCUGUCAUUUAUUGCAAGAUGGGUUUUCCAGAAACAGCUCAUUAUUUGAUUGACCAGUUGGAAGGAAAUGGAAUUCCCCUCGGGGACAACUCAAUUCAUGUAAGUCUUAUUGAGGCGUAUGGUAAGCUGAAAGUAGUUGAAAAGGCAGAGAGUGUUGUAGCAACUUUAGAAGAACGGUAUGGUGUUGUGGAGAGGACGGCUUGGAAUGCAUUAAUUCAAGCUUAUGCUUUAAGUGGGUUUUAUGAGAAAGCUAGAGCUGUUUUCAAUACCAUGAUGAGAAAUGGUCCAUCUCCUACAGUGGAUACCAUCAACAAUCUCAUGCAAGCGUUAAUUGUUGAUGGUAGAUUAAACGAGCUGUAUGUUCUGAUUCAGGAACUACAAGAUAUGGGUUUUAAGAUUAGUAAGAGUUCCAUUCUUUUGAUGCUUGAGGCAUUUGCACAAGCUGGUGACAUAUUUGAAGUGAAGAAAAUUUACCACGGAAUGAGAGCUGCUGGAUAUUUACCUACCAUACAUCUUUAUAGAGUUAUAAUCGGGUUAUUGUGCAGGACUAAGCAAGUGAGAGACGCUGAAGCGAUGCUUUCUGAGAUGGAGGAAGCUGGAUUCAAGCCAGAUCUUUCAAUAUGGAAUUCAAUGCUCAAGUUAUAUACUAGAAUUGAAGAUUUCAAGAAGACAGUGCACAUAUACCAGAGAAUUCAAGAAGCUGGACUCAAACCAGAUGUGGAUACUUACAAUACUUUGAUAAUAAUGUACUGUCGAGAUCGUAGGCCAAAUGAAGCUCUUAUGUUAUUGCAUGAGAUGAAAAGGCUGGGUCUGUCUCCUAAGAGAGACACUUAUAAAAGCCUGAUUGCUGCAUUUUGUAAGGAGCUGAUGCUGGAACAAGCUGAGGAACUCUUCGAAAGCCUGAGGUCAGAAGAACAUAACCUCGAUCGUUCUUUUUAUCACUUAAUGAUGAAAAUGUAUAGAAGCUCUGGGAAUCAUUCUCAGGCUGAAAAGCUAAUAGACAAGAUGAAGGAAUCAGGGGUGGAGCCAUCUGGUGCUACAAUGCAUUUGCUGAUGACUUCGUAUGGUACUUCAGGCCAUCCAAUUGAAGCUGAGAAAGUGUUGAAUAGUCUAAAGUCAAAUGGUGUAAAUCUCAGUACUCUACAAUAUGGCUCUGUUAUUGAUGCUUAUCUCAAGAGCAGAGAUUACAGUACUGGGCUUUUGAAGCUUAAGGAGAUGCUUGGGGAAGGUCUAGAACCAGAUCACAGGAUAUGGACUUGCUUUAUCCGGGCUGCUAGUUUAUGUGAAUAUGCGACUGAAGCCAAAACUCUUUUAGCUGCUGUGGCCGAUGCUGGUUUUAGUCUUCCCAUCAGGCUUCUAACAGAGAAGUCAGAGUCUCUGGUGUUGGACUUAGACCUCUACCUGGAGAAAAUUGAAGUUGCAGAAGAUAAAGCAGCAUUAAAUUUUGUAAAUGCUUUGGAAGACCUGUUAUGGGCUUUUGAACUCCGGGCCAGGGCCUCAUGGAUUUUUCAGCUGGCUAUUAAAAGGAGCAUUUACAAUACUGAUGUUUUCAGGGUGGCUGACAAGGAUUGGGGGGCCGACUUCAGGAAGUUGUCUGCUGGUGCUGCUCUUGUUGGUCUAACAUUAUGGCUUGACCACAUGCAGGAUGCAUCCUUGGAGGGCUUUCCUGAAUCUCCAAAAUCUGUCGUACUGAUUACCGGUAAAUCUGAAUACAACAAAGUUUCUUUAAAUAGUACAGUGAAGGCAUACCUUUGGGAGAUGGGUUCUCCAUUUCUACCUUGUAAAACUCGGACUGGAAUACUUGUUGCAAAAGCUCAUUCCUUAAGAAUGUGGUUGAAGGAUUCCCCAUUUUGUUUAGAUCUUGAGUUGAAAGAUAGACCUAGCCUUCCAGAGAUGAACUCAAUGCAGCUUAUUGAAGGAUGUUUUAUUAGACGUGGUCUUGUUCCUGCUUUCGAGGACAUAAAUGAAAGGCUUGGGCCAGUAGGCCCCAGGAAGUUUGCGAGGCUUGCUUUGCUGUCAGAUGAGAAGAGGGAGAAAGUAAUUCAAGCUGACAUUGAGGGGAGAAGGGAGAAGUUAGCCAAGAUGAAGAACACUGCAGUCACAACGAGGAAGAAUACUAAAAGCUUUAGGAUGAAAAAGUUUGUCAGGGUGCCCGGUCGUGCAAAAUCCAAUGGCUUUGCCUGAGAUAUUGAUGCUCGUGUCUUGUGGGGUGAUUAGAAGUUCCAUAAAUAUUGCAUGACAAGUUCCAGAAUAUGGUCUGAGAUGCAUUCUUUUCUUAGGAUGAACUUCUAAAGAGCUGACUGAGGAAGGAGCGUGGGAGGUGUCAGCGUCAUGGCAUAUGCAAGUUUAAUCAAGCGGAGAUAACAGAACUUCAAACAAUUCCAGAGCUGCAAGGAAAACUCAAUUAUCAAAUCUAACAGAAAUCAUAUACUAGCAGUUUUCCAUUUCAGACAUUUCCAGUUGCUGUUUGAUUAAACAAUGCCUGGAACGACUCCAGGUCUAAGCAAAAGCUACUGGGUUCGUCCGAACUCGGUAGCUAAUGCUCUUGCUCUGCCUCAGCAUGCACUCUAGCUCUGCUUCUCAAAGUCUUUUGCAAAAUUGUGAUUCACACGACUUAUGCUCUUGUACCUUAAGGAAUAGUUUGAUUUCGCCUUUACUCGCAGAGCUACUUAUACCUAGUUAUCUGUGCAGUUGUUUUCAUUAUGAGGUUCAAGACGCGUUUUGGCCCCUAGCACUGGUUGACAACCUGAUUUAUCAUGGCCAUGAGAUUCUUGUCCAUGUUAAGCUGAAAUGGGAGGAACUAAAGAAAGCCGAGUGCAUGAGCUUGAGUCUGUGUUUGCUUGUAACUUGUAAGUUACUACCUGUCUACAGCGAUUGUGCAUAGACUCAGGUGUUGUCCGUGCAGAAACCUGAUCAUUCUCUACAUGCAAUAGUGGGAAUGUGAAAUCCUCGUGUUAUCUAUGUAGCUGCAGGUUAUGCGUGGAGAUAGAAAAGCAUAAAUAAAUGUUAGGCAUUGGGAAAAAAGCGUUAUAUGUGCCUUCGAAACCCAGUUUAUGAAUAGGUAGCCUUCUGUUUUUCGAGAGUUUUAACUAGUUUUGAGCCAAGUUUUAUAUAUUGCUCGUAUGGAAAACAGUCCUUUUAUGUGCUCAAAGAUAAAAUCAAAUCUUGAAAGGAAAUGUUCAUUGAUCUUUCUAAA